UACAAAGUGAGAGUGAGGGAGGCUGCAUGAUCAACUGAUGGACACACAGAAGCUCACUGGCUUUCUCUUUCACUGCUCUAAAUCCCAUCUUUUCCGGGUGUUUUGGGGGGUUUCCCUUGUGUUUUCUUGCUUGACUUCAUUUUCGAGGUGAAGCAAAAGUCUUAAGCUUGGUCUUUUUUCCCACCUCCCUCACUUUCUUGGAGUUUCUGUUUCCUUCAUUUGGGAUUUUUCCUCCCUUUUUAAAAAAAAUUUCCAGCCUGAUCGCCUGCUCUUCUGUGUGUACAUCAACCCUUCCUUUCCCCUUGCUCUCCUUUUCCUUUUCCUCCCAUUUUCCUCCGUUCCUCAUCUCCUCGUGUGUGGUUUUUGGGCUAUGCUCUCCUCACCCACUGUGAUCCUCCAGCCUUAUGGACUCCCCGUCUACCCACAGGCAACCACAUGCUACCCCAGCAUAGUUCAGGGGGCCCCCACUCAGGAGGCUGCCCCAGGCAGCGCAGACCCUGCCCUGCCUCAGGUCUAUGCCCCGCCUCCCUCUUACCCCCCACCAGGUCAAGGUCCCCCAACGUCCGCCAGCAGACUGGCAACUCUCGACUUUAGCUCUGCACAUCCGAGCUCAGAGUACCAGGAACAUCCCCAGCUCAGAGUCUAUCAGGGCCCUCAGCACGAUGGGGGCGACUCUCUGACAUCUGGCAACACGGAGGACUCUUUGGUCCCCGUGACCUCUGACCCCCAGUCUCUCAGUGUGUCGGUGUCAUCGGGGGGCGGGGCAGGAAGCGGUAGCGAGGAAGAGGGGUCAGGUAAAACCCAACCGAAACGCCUCCACGUCUCGAACAUCCCCUUUCGCUUUAGAGACCCAGACCUCCGCCAGAUGUUUGGGCAAUUUGGCAAGAUCCUCGAUGUAGAGAUUAUCUUCAAUGAGAGGGGGUCAAAGGGCUUUGGAUUCGUCACUUUCGAGAAUGCUACUGAGGCUGACAGAGCGAGAGAAAAGCUGAAUGGGACAAUCGUGGAAGGGAGGAAGAUCGAGGUUAAUAAUGCCACUGCACGAGUAGUUACCAAGAAACCCCAAACGCCUCUCGUGAACGGUGAAAUCUCAACAGCUUCCGGUUGGAAGAUCAACCCGGUCAUGGGGGCCAUGUACGCACCUGAGCUCUAUACAGUUGCCAGUUUUCCGUACCCUGUAGCGACUCCUACGCUGGCCUACCGCGGUUCAGCGCUGCGUGGUCGGGGUCGAGCUGUCUACAACACAAUUCGCUCCACUGCAACCACACCUGCUGCUGUCCCCACCUACCCUGGGGUUGUGUAUCAGGAUGGACUGUAUGGAGCAGAAGUCUAUGGCGGAUACCCUGCAGCAUACAGAGUGGCUCAGUCAGCAUCUGCUGCCACAGCGACCUACAGUGAUGGAUAUGGACGGGUUUACGCUCCAGAGGCCUAUCACCACUCAGUCGGACCAACAACAUAUGGGGUCGGUACAAUGGCCAGUUUGUACAGAGGAGGAUACAACCGCUUCACCCCCUACUGAGGCCCGGUGAAGGGCGGGGUCGUCGGGCAUCUCUGUUGAACUUUGGGACACUGCAGGGCAGAUUACAAUAAUCCUUAAAAACAACCUCGGAAAUGUGGCACACGUGGUGUCACCUCCUGUCUCCAUCACAACCUCUCCUCGGGAGACUAAACAGACUGAAGGUUAAAAUACUGUAGGACCCACUUACCAUCCGCUCUGCUGGAGAAUACGUAGGAGACGCUGUCGCUUGAAACCUUUUAAUGCUUUGCUUUUUCUUUUUUUUAAGAAUGGAUAGGUGGUUAAAAAAUACUGUGAGAUUCUUGUGUUUAAUAAUUUGGGAUUUUUUUUCAGGGGUCAAACUGUGCAAAAAACAUUUUGUACAAUUUUAAAUGAUUUAUUUUUGUUGGCAUUUAUCUACUGAGUGUGUGUGUGCGUGUGUGAGUGUGAGUGGGAAUGUCUGUGAGUUUCAACAUCAAGAGAGAGAUUUGGCUGCGACACUGAUAUUGCAACUAAAAACACAGAAAUAAUGUUUAUCAGCUGGACUUAUUUUUAUUUCUAACAAUCUACCUCUAAAUCUACAUGUUUAGCUUUUCAUACAGCCGUUAUAUUUAAUCCUUGAUUGCAGUUUCUUGAGUCCUUUCCUACCUUUCUGUUCAUGAAUCCUAACACAGUGUAGUUUCUGUUUUCUGGCUUCACUCCUCGCUGCCUUGCUUGAGCUUUGAUGACCGGAGGGUCACUGUCCUGUAUUUUCUCCCUCUUUUCUCCUUCAUUACUGCUAAAUGACUUCUUUUCUUGUAUCGGUUAGUUCUUCUUGGCUUUGUUUCACUCUUUUCUGCUUUGUUUGAUGUUUACCUCUGAAUAAAUCAGACUUUUUUCUCCUCUA
Messenger RNA from Neolamprologus brichardi, 2378 nucleotides. RefSeq names its product RNA binding fox-1 homolog 1, like (gene rbfox1l). Gene Ontology annotation, cellular component: nucleus; cytoplasm. The record is from RefSeq and is a predicted model, not a curated record. Gene Ontology annotation, biological process: regulation of alternative mRNA splicing, via spliceosome; nervous system development. Gene Ontology annotation, molecular function: mRNA binding. NCBI's taxonomy places the organism in Eukaryota, Metazoa, Chordata, Actinopteri, Cichliformes, Cichlidae.